Messenger RNA from Colletotrichum truncatum, 729 nucleotides. RefSeq lists its product as uncharacterized. Lineage: Eukaryota; Fungi; Ascomycota; Sordariomycetes; Glomerellales; Glomerellaceae. The record is from RefSeq and is a predicted model, not a curated record.
AUGACAUCAAUUAAGCUCAUCACCCUCGUGGCCAGCGUGGUAUUCACAGGCGCCAACGCCGCAUGCGCCUCAACUACUAUUGCCCCUCCCAAGCCUACCGCAACAGCCCCUUGCGUCUCUCCCAAUGCCAUGUGUGGUGUGGAGGCAGCGUGGAGUGGAGGCGCCUUCGGCUACAAAGAGGACCUCGCUACCCCCGAGCAGUGUCUCGAGUUCUGUAACGCCAAGCGAACUUGGGGAGAAUGUGUCGCCUUUUCGUUUUCAGACAUAGGAAGAUGCUGGAUUCAUAAUAUUCCAGCCUCAGAGGUCACUGUUGCGCGACCAGGGAGUGGAUACUGGAUCUGGGACAAGGAGUGCUGGGAGUGCGCCGAGCUCGGUCCCAUCAGCGAUGUCCCUACCCGGACAACCUCUGCAACGACCGCCACGGAGACUUGCCUAUCACCUACUGCUAAGUGCGAGAUCGAGGCCAGUUUCGUAGGCGAUGGAGAUGUCAGGUCUUGGGGGACUUAUCAUGGCUUUCCCGGUGGCGAUGACGGCCCUUUUGGUUGCUGGGAGGUGUGUACCGAUGCCCGCAGGCCGCCGCGCUGCAAGUCGUUCAGUUGGAAUCCUGUCACGGGCAUCUGCCAAUUUUACAACUUUACGUUCGAUCAGUCUCACGCACCUGCGCCAGGAAGUGGUCUCUGGGCAUGGGACAUAGAUUGCUGGACGUGUGGUGUCAGUGGAUACAUGUGA